Molecule: messenger RNA, 12159 nt
Organism: Anopheles stephensi (Asian malaria mosquito)
Lineage: Eukaryota; Metazoa; Arthropoda; Insecta; Diptera; Culicidae
Gene: para
Product: sodium channel protein para
Exons: 34
Coding region: 2619-8945 (2108 amino acids)
Biological process (GO): sodium ion transmembrane transport; neuronal action potential; membrane depolarization during action potential
Cellular component (GO): voltage-gated sodium channel complex; plasma membrane
Molecular function (GO): calcium ion binding; voltage-gated sodium channel activity
Source: RefSeq, a predicted model, not a curated record
UGUAACGAGUGACGGAAGUGUCUCGAGUGUGUAGCAUAGUGUCGCGUUAGUACCACCUGCACCACUAGCACAGAGAACUAGCUGCUAUUACUUUAUUGAUUUCGUGCAAAGCCAUCCAUUAUCCAGUGUGAUACACCCUUCCCGUGAUGCGAGUAAAUGUGAAGCGAGUGCCUGUGUGAACAGGAAUGCUGCAGAAAAAAUUGAGGAUACAUUUAGGAUUUAGGACUUUUUUUGUUCGUUUCAUUGCCAUUUGCUGCAUGCUGGUUGGAAAAAAGGUCGUCUCCCCUUCGCAUCCCUGCGCUCUGUGAAAAAUCCAUACCACCAUCACAUCAAUUUUUCCCCAUACUCUUACCAAAGGCUGGUAAAAAGGCACCGCUAGAAAUGGGAGAGUUUGUCCUUUCUUCAUCCUUAAGCGCUCGGUGCUGCGGAGAUAGUCGGAGCUUUUGCGUUCGUGUUUUUUCCGCUCGUGCCAUUUGAUUUGAUAAUGUUGGUGGUUUGGUGUGGUGCGUAUUGCACGCAACUAAGAGAGCGAAGCGAAGCUCGUCUCGUGCGCCUCGUUCGCCGUGUUUACUAUGUACUACACACCCUUCGAAAGCGCCGCCAGGGAAAGAGAAGCGAGUGCCGCUCGUACGGCGGCGGUCGGUCGAAAAUGAGAGAAAUUGUUAGAGACGAACCUAAAAAUAGGGACAUUCGAACAGUGCGGGCACCGUUGGCCAAAUGUGGGAGCGCAAGCUUCUGCCCAUCAGUAACUGCUCGACGGAGAGCCGUGGCCAUUGCGGUUGUGUGAGUAGCCGGAGCAAAGGAGCCGCUACGGAUCGAGCGAGCAAUACGGCGGCGAUUACUGAGCAGCAUGACGACAUUUUUGGGAAAAUUAUGCUGUGCCGAGAGCAACCCAGCAAGAGAAGUUUUCCCACGGCGGUUCUCUCCGGCUGAAAAUCCUGACAUGAAAUAACGUUGCGUAUUGCAGUGUAAAGCGCUAGUGAAGAACGGGCUAGGCACUAGGGUUCCAUUCCAGUCGGCCAUGGAUAAUCCCACCUAGAAUUGGGAAUUUCAAGUGCUGAAAAGUAUUGAAAGCUACAUUAACCUCACAAGUUACUCGUCUCGGCUCGGCGGACUGUAGUCGCUAUGGCCCGCAAAGAUUGAAUCCUGCGUCUGCAUAGUGCGUUCAUAGCGUCGGACCAGUGAAAACUGUAUUUUUUGCUGUAUUUUAUUCAUGUCGGAUCAGCUUUUCUUGAGUUACGUUCGCCUAUCGACGAGAAUCAACCGCUUUGGCAAAAAGGUUUCGUUCGUUCAUUUAUCGAUUAAGCAAGCGCGUUGAGUGGUUGGUUUGCUAAAACUAAUAUAUUAGUCCAACUUCCAACAACGAGGAACAAAGGACGGAACAAAAAAAAAAAAAAAAGAAAAAGGGAAAAACGUACAACGCAAAGUGUAUCCGGUGUAUGACAUCACAUCAGAUGCAGAGUUUCGCGCUGAGCACACGGCUGGAGGCACCAUGUUUCAUUUAUUGCACACCGAGGCGGACUUUCCCGAAUCGGAUUACGCUGCAUGUACAUGAUUUAUGUGUAUGGUUUUUGCGCUUUGUUCAAGCUUGUAGCUCGAAGAACGUGUUCUAGGACAAUUUUUCCACCUCUCCAUCAGCUGCACCCUUUUAAGGCAUUGCAAUCAAUGUGUGUGUAUGUGCGUGUGUGCGUGAGUUUUUGUUGCUUUAAUGAAUCCAUCAACGGGCAGGAGCUUAUUAUGCUUUUUGUAAUCGGGAAUGUGUGGUUUCAAAGUGCGCGGAACGGAUUACACCUGCAAAGUGCGACUGAACCUGCGGGAAGUGUGAAGGCGCAGUGCCGUUUGGUUUGGUUUGGUUAUUUUGUUUUUUCUUUUUUUAAAUUUAUACUCGCUUUCUCGCAGAUCUCUGAUCCAUCAGACAAAUGCAAAAAGUUAAUACAAGUGUUCAGAGGCGAGCAGCUCGAUGCGGUAGUGUAUGUGCGUGAGUGAGUGAGUGAGUGAGUGCGUGUUGGUGUACAUAUAAAGUGAAAAGAUGCCCGAAUAAAUUGCGUGAAUCAAUAGCUGGAAAACGGCAUGUACGGCAGUACCAUCGAUUCGUGAAUCUUUUUUAUUGAUACCGUAAAGUAACAUUUCCCAUCGCUAAACGAAUGUCAUAAGAGAGAGAGAGAGAGAAAGAGGCAGAGAGAAGAAAUUGCUUAAUAUUCCGACCAUCUUUAUCAUCGCUACAUUAUCCGAAGCAGCAACUUUAAUAAACGACAGUGAUAGCAGCAGCAAUGCAGACACAGCAGUAGCAACAUUAGCAUUACGAUCAGCAGCAGCAGCAGCAGCAGCAGCACAAAGGCGCUAGAGGAAUCGAAUAGUGGAAAGCAGCUACAAUCGCGGACAGCUGCAGCAAGCUUUUACGAAUCGGAAAGCUUUUGAUUGAUUCCGCUUUUCGCUACGAAAGAAUUAUAUUACAGUGUUUUUUGGAGAAAGCAGGCCAAUUUCAAGGACAUUUCCGAUGAAAUAAAUGCGUCAGUAUCAUUACAAUGGCGCCGCAUAUAAAACUGUGAUCUGUGGAAAGAAAUUCAUGAGCCCCAUGCCUUGGACAUCAGAGGCUCUCAUUGUUGGCCAUAUAGACAAUGACCGAAGACUCCGAUUCGAUAUCUGAGGAAGAACGUAGUUUGUUCCGUCCUUUCACUCGUGAAUCAUUACAAGCUAUUGAAGCACGCAUCGCCGAUGAAGAAGCCAAACACCGAGAAUUGGAAAGAAAGCGAGCCGAGGGGGAGAGUGAUUUUGGUCGGAAGAAAAAGAAAAAAGAAAUACGCUACGAUGACGAGGAUGAGGAUGAAGGUCCCCAACCGGACCCUACACUUGAACAGGGUGUACCAGUCCCAGUUCGAAUGCAGGGCAGCUUCCCUCCGGAGUUGGCCUCCACGCCUCUCGAGGAUAUUGACGGUUUUUAUUCGAAUCAAAGGACAUUCGUAGUGAUUAGUAAAGGAAAAGAUAUUUUUCGUUUCUCCGCCACCAACGCAUUAUACGUACUCGAUCCGUUUAACCCUAUACGUCGCGUAGCUAUUUAUAUUUUAGUACAUCCACUGUUUUCACUUUUUAUAAUAACGACCAUUCUUGUUAAUUGUAUAUUGAUGAUUAUGCCUACCACGCCGACAGUCGAAUCUACCGAGGUGAUAUUCACCGGCAUCUACACGUUCGAAUCAGCUGUAAAAGUGAUGGCGCGAGGUUUCAUAUUACAACCGUUUACUUAUCUUAGAGAUGCAUGGAAUUGGUUGGACUUCGUAGUAAUAGCAUUAGCAUAUGUAACUAUGGGUAUAGAUCUGGGUAAUCUCGCUGCGUUGAGAACAUUCAGGGUAUUACGAGCUCUCAAAACAGUAGCCAUCGUUCCGGGUUUAAAAACCAUCGUCGGAGCUGUCAUAGAAUCCGUAAAGAAUCUCAGAGAUGUGAUAAUUUUAACAAUGUUUUCGUUAUCCGUGUUUGCUUUAAUGGGUCUACAAAUCUACAUGGGAGUACUAACACAAAAAUGCAUAAAAGAGUUCCCAAUGGACGGUUCAUGGGGCAAUCUCACGCACGAAAGCUGGGAGCUGUUCAACAGCAAUGACUCGAAUUGGUUCUAUUCCGAAAGCGGUGACAUUCCACUUUGUGGUAACUCAUCUGGAGCUGGGCAAUGUGAUGAAGGUUACAUUUGUUUACAAGGUUACGGCAAAAAUCCAAAUUACGGGUAUACAAGUUUUGAUACAUUCGGAUGGGCAUUCUUGUCUGCCUUUCGUCUAAUGACUCAAGAUUAUUGGGAGAAUUUAUAUCAACUGGUGUUACGAUCAGCUGGACCGUGGCACAUGCUCUUCUUCAUUGUGAUUAUCUUCUUGGGUUCGUUUUACCUUGUAAAUUUAAUCUUGGCCAUUGUUGCCAUGUCGUACGACGAACUCCAGAAGAAGGCCGAAGAGGAAGAGGCCGCCGAGGAAGAAGCACUUCGGGAGGCAGAAGAAGCUGCAGCAGCAAAGGCAGCUAAACUUGAGGCACAACAAGCAGCUGCGGCGGCGGCGGCCAAUCCAGAGAUCGCAAAAAGCCCAUCGGAUUUCUCUUGUCACAGCUAUGAGUUGUUCGUCGGACAGGAGAAGGGCAACGACGAUAACAAUAAGGAGAAGAUGUCCAUCAGAAGCGAAGGAUUGGAGUCGGUGAGCGAAAUCACAAGAACAACCGCACCAACAGCUACUGCAGCUGGCACUGCAAAAGCCCGUAAAGUGAGCGCGGCUUCACUUUCAUUACCCGGUUCACCAUUUAAUCUUCGUAGAGGAUCUAGAGGAUCACAUCAGUUCACGAUACGUAACGGUAGAGGACGUUUCGUUGGUGUACCUGGUAGCGAUAGAAAACCACUGGUACUCUCAACAUAUCUCGAUGCACAAGAACAUUUGCCGUACGCCGAUGAUUCCAACGCGGUCACGCCGAUGUCGGAGGAAAAUGGUGCAAUCAUCGUUCCAGUAUACUAUGCUAAUUUAGGUUCAAGGCAUUCGUCGUACACUUCACACCAAUCGCGCAUUUCGUACACAUCCCAUGGUGAUCUGCUCGGUGGCAUGACAAAGGAGAGCCGUCUGCGGAAUCGAUCUGCACGCAACACUAACCAUUCAAUUGUGCCCCCUCCGAAUGCUACCAACUUAUCUUACGCCGAUACCAACCACAAAGGACAGCGAGAUUUCGACAUGACACAGGACUGCACGGACGAUGCUGGCAAAAUAAAACACAACGACAAUCCUUUCAUAGAACCUGCUCAAACCCAAACCGUGGUAGAUAUGAAAGACGUGAUGGUGUUGAACGACAUUAUUGAGCAAGCUGCUGGUCGGCACAGUAGAACUAGUGAUCACGGAGUCUCUGUUUAUUACUUCCCCACAGAGGACGACGACGAGGACGGCCCAACGUUCAAGGAUAAGGCCCUCGAGUUCCUGAUGAAGAUGAUCGACAUUUUCUGCGUCUGGGACUGUUGUUGGGUUUGGCUUAAAUUUCAGGAAGGUGUUGCUUUCAUUGUGUUCGACCCAUUCGUGGAACUGUUCAUUACGCUCUGCAUUGUAGUAAAUACCUUGUUCAUGGCGUUAGAUCAUCAUGAUAUGGAUCCCGACAUGGAAAAAGCUCUCAAGAGUGGCAACUACUUCUUCACAGCGACCUUUGCCAUCGAAGCGACAAUGAAGCUAAUUGCCAUGAGCCCCAAGUACUACUUUCAAGAGGGUUGGAAUAUCUUCGAUUUUAUUAUUGUAGCACUGUCCCUGCUAGAGUUGGGGCUUGAGGGUGUUCAAGGAUUGUCAGUAUUACGCUCAUUCCGUUUGCUAAGAGUGUUCAAACUGGCAAAGUCCUGGCCUACAUUGAAUCUUCUUAUUUCCAUCAUGGGCCGCACUGUUGGUGCAUUGGGCAAUUUGACCUUCGUCCUAUGCAUCAUCAUUUUCAUCUUCGCCGUGAUGGGGAUGCAACUUUUUGGCAAGAACUACACAGAUAAUGUCGAUCGAUUCCCGGACCAUGAUCUGCCAAGAUGGAAUUUUACCGAUUUCAUGCACUCCUUCAUGAUUGUGUUCCGUGUGCUGUGCGGCGAAUGGAUCGAGUCCAUGUGGGACUGUAUGCUUGUCGGUGACGUGUCGUGCAUACCCUUUUUCCUAGCUACAGUAGUGAUAGGAAAUUUAGUCGUUCUCAACCUUUUCUUAGCCUUGCUUUUGUCGAAUUUCGGUUCUUCAUCGCUGUCCGCACCGACGGCCGACAACGAGACCAACAAGAUUGCGGAAGCGUUUAACCGAAUCUCGCGCUUUUCUAACUGGAUCAAGAUGAACGUGGCGAACGCGCUUAAGUUUGUGAAAAAUAAAUUGACCAGUCAAAUUGCAUCCGUACAACCGACAGGCAAAGGAGUAUGUCCAUGUAUAUCUGCAGAGCAUGGUGAAAAUGAGCUGGAACUCACUCCAGAUGACAUACUGGCCGAUGGACUGCUGAAGAAGGGAAUCAAGGAGCACAACCAGCUGGAGGUGGCGAUAGGCGAUGGCAUGGAAUUCACCAUCCACGGUGAUCUGAAGAACAAAGCCAAGAAGAAUAAGCAGAUCAUGAACAACUCAAAGGACGAUGAUACUGCCAGUAUCAAAUCUUAUGGCAGUCACAAAAAUCGCCCAUUCAAGGACGAAAGCCACAAAGGCAGCGCCGAAACGAUGGAGGGCGAAGAAAAACGUGACGCCAGCAAGGAGGAUCUAGGAAUUGACGAAGAACUCGACGACGAAGGCGAGGGCGAGGAAGGUCCGCUCGAUGGUGAGCUCAUCAUUCACGCCGAGGAAGAUGAAGUAAUCGAAGAUUCGCCGGCUGACUGCUGUCCGGAUAAUUGCUACAAAAAAUUCCCGGUUCUCGCCGGAGACGACGAUGCUCCGUUCUGGCAGGGAUGGGGCAAUUUGCGUCUCAAAACGUUCCAGCUGAUUGAGAACAAAUACUUUGAGACUGCUGUAAUUACUAUGAUUUUGCUUAGUAGCUUAGCUUUGGCACUGGAGGAUGUACAUCUUCCGCAGCGCCCUAUCCUUCAAGAUAUCCUUUAUUAUAUGGACCGAAUAUUCACAGUGAUAUUUUUUUUAGAGAUGUUAAUCAAAUGGUUAGCUUUAGGUUUUAAAGUAUACUUUACGAAUGCUUGGUGUUGGCUUGAUUUUAUUAUCGUAAUGGUAUCUUUAAUAAACUUCGUUGCUUCACUUUGUGGAGCUGGUGGUAUUCAAGCAUUCAAAACCAUGCGAACUCUUAGAGCUCUGAGACCGCUACGUGCCAUGUCCCGUAUGCAGGGAAUGAGGGUCGUCGUGAAUGCAUUGGUUCAGGCUAUACCGUCCAUCUUCAACGUGCUGCUGGUUUGUUUGAUAUUCUGGCUGAUCUUUGCUAUCAUGGGGGUGCAAUUAUUUGCUGGAAAAUACUUCAAGUGUGUGGAUAAGAACAAAACAACAUUACCUCACGAAAUUAUACCGGACGUGAAUGCGUGCAAGGCCGAAAACUAUACCUGGGAAAACUCGCCGAUGAACUUCGAUCACGUCGGUAAAGCGUACCUGUGUCUGUUUCAGGUAGCGACAUUCAAAGGAUGGAUACAGAUCAUGAACGAUGCCAUUGAUUCGCGCGAUGUCGGCAAACAGCCCAUCCGGGAAACGAACAUCUACAUGUAUCUGUACUUUGUGUUCUUCAUCAUCUUCGGAUCGUUCUUCACCUUGAACCUGUUCAUCGGUGUGAUUAUCGAUAACUUCAACGAGCAGAAAAAGAAAGCGGGAGGAUCGCUGGAAAUGUUCAUGACGGAGGAUCAGAAAAAGUACUACAACGCGAUGAAGAAGAUGGGAUCGAAGAAACCUCUCAAGGCAAUCCCACGACCGAGGUGGCGUCCGCAAGCAAUAGUGUUCGAGAUUGUGACGAACAAGAAGUUUGACAUGAUCAUUAUGUUGUUCAUCGGCUUCAACAUGUUAACCAUGACGCUGGAUCACUACAAACAAUCAGAAACGUUCAGCGCGGUGCUAGACUACUUGAACAUGAUCUUCAUUUGCAUUUUCAGCAGCGAAUGUUUGAUGAAGAUUUUCGCCCUACGCUACCAUUACUUUAUCGAGCCGUGGAAUUUGUUCGAUUUCGUGGUAGUCAUUCUAUCUAUUUUAGGUCUUGUCUUGAGUGACAUUAUUGAAAAGUACUUUGUAUCUCCGACACUGCUGCGAGUCGUGCGUGUGGCCAAGGUGGGCCGUGUACUGCGUUUGGUGAAGGGCGCCAAGGGUAUACGGACGCUGCUGUUUGCGUUAGCUAUGUCGCUGCCUGCACUUUUCAACAUUUGCCUGCUGCUGUUCUUGGUGAUGUUCAUCUUUGCCAUUUUCGGAAUGUCAUUCUUUAUGCACGUCAAGGAUAAGAGUGGUCUGGACGAUGUGUACAACUUUAAAACGUUCGGCCAGAGCAUGAUUUUGCUGUUUCAGAUGUCCACCUCGGCCGGGUGGGAUGGCGUGCUGGAUGGCAUUAUCAACGAGGAAGACUGUCUGCCGCCGGACAACGAUAAGGGCUACCCGGGCAACUGUGGUUCGUCGACGAUCGGCAUCACCUACCUGCUAGCGUAUCUAGUGAUAAGUUUUCUUAUCGUCAUCAACAUGUACAUUGCUGUUAUUCUCGAAAACUAUUCCCAAGCGACGGAGGACGUGCAGGAGGGCUUGACCGACGACGACUACGAUAUGUACUAUGAAAUCUGGCAGCAGUUCGAUCCGGACGGUACUCAGUACGUCCGGUACGAUCAGCUGUCCGACUUCUUGGACGUGCUGGAACCGCCCCUGCAAAUACACAAACCGAAUCGCUACAAAAUCAUCUCGAUGGAUAUUCCCAUAUGCCGCGGCGACAUGAUGUUCUGCGUGGACAUCCUGGACGCACUAACGAAGGACUUUUUCGCGCGGAAAGGCAAUCCGAUCGAGGAGACGGCGGAGCUGGGUGAGGUGCAGCAGCGUCCGGACGAGGUCGGCUACGAGCCGGUCUCGUCCACGCUAUGGCGACAGCGCGAGGAGUACUGUGCCCGGUUGAUACAGCACGCUUGGAAACGCUACAAGCAGCGUCACGGCGGUGGAACCGACGGUUCCGGCGAUGAUCUUGAAAUAGAUGCCUGUGAUAACGGAAACGACGGUGGCGACGGUAACGAUAACGAUGGUAGUGGCGGAGCGGCAGUAGGUAGUGGCGACAAUGGGAGCCAGAUCGCCGGAGGCAGCAUAGGUGGUGGUGGCGGUGGCGGCACCCCCGGUAGUGGUAAAAGUAAAGGAAUUCUCGGCGGAUCUCAGGCUAACGUAGGUGUAAUGGAACAUAGUCUAUCAUCAAAGGAAUCACCGGAUAAUAACGGCGAUCCGCAAGGCCGCCAGACGGCCGUUCUGGUGGAGAGUGACGGCUUCGUGACCAAGAACGGUCACCGCGUCGUCAUACAUUCACGAUCUCCCAGCAUAACAUCGCGAACGGCAGAUGUCUGAGCCAGGUCUCGCCCCCCUCUCUCGGAUUCAGAUUCCGAAGCACGGCAGAAAUAAUAUUUGAAAAUGGCAUGAAACAUGUAAGAUGGAACUACAAAACCAACAAUCGUCAAAAUCUCUCUCUCCAAACAAACCGUAUGUACGUGUACAUAAUGGUCAGGUCAAUCGAAUCGACCGGACAUCAUCAACAACUACUCUUCAAAUCAACAGAACAGAACAAAAACGGAUAGCCGUAAGUAAAUCAAAAGAAAUUGUUUUGCUGGUGCAGAUAACACUCUGAGCACAUUCAGUCAGGCGGGGAUGGCCGUAUCCAAUUAAUCCAAUCCAACAGCGGAAUCUCGCGCUGCGCAUCGUGACAUUAAUCGCAAUGGAUAGUGUUUCCGGGAAACGUGAGGGACCUUAAGCCAAUCAGCGUCAGCGUUGUACUAAACUCGAACGUUUUGCUAGCCUUUGUUUGAGCAACCAAUUCAAUCCCAUGCAUUUGCAGAUGCUGUUUGUUUGGGCUAGCCAACUAUUUUUUCGCAACAUGUCUGUUCACAGGACGACAUCGUUUGCCGGAUUGCAAAGCUGUAGAAGUUCAUCACUUGAAGCGUUAAACAAAAAGCACUGCUUGAAUUGCUCCUGAAUUGCUGUCACAUUUUGUGCUAAAACACGUGUUGUACUAACAUUUUGUUCAAUAUAUAAGGUCUUUCUUCAUUCACGCAAAAUACGCUCUGUAACAUCAGAAUAAGCCAGACGAUUUAAAACAAUCGAACGAAGGCCACCAACAAUCCAUUGUCUGUCUAACAAUCUCGGAAAUGGCAAAAGCGGUAACAAAUAAACGGUAAUCGUUUAUUGCAGUUCUUGGACAUGUUGUUUCCUUUGUCCCGUUUUGCCAACGAUAUAUGACGUUUCCCACAUCGUUACUCUUGAUCGACGACGAUCAUGAUGAUGAUGAUCCACUAUCGAUCGAUCAUACUCGAUCAAUAACACAUGGUCAGUGGUCAGUUAAUCAAACGAACCAAAAACAAAGUGCCACGCGAUGUUUGCGCGUGAAUGCUUGAUCAAAAGGGCGCGACAUCCUCUGCAUGUUUGAGGAAAGCCGUGCAAAGCCCGCAAAAGGAAAACGCCUGUGUGUGCGUGCAAUGAACCCGUAGGUUUAAAAUGCUUGAACACUUGCGAUGUCAACCAGAGCAAAGGGAGCCGCUGUGGCCAGUUUUGGGCGCAGGAAUCCUGUUUGGCACACGAGCACUACCUUCCUACUCUUUAUGCAUGGAUCCUGACAGUAUUUAUCAGUAAAACCCUCUGCUACGUUAUUCUGCGAAAGCGAAACAAAUAAAUUGCAACGCGCUUUUGAAAUCUUGGAACCAGCGCUCCACAACGAUCCAUGGACAGAAACAAGCUACUACUAUUACUACCUACCACUUAAAGAAAACAACAAACGUCAAACCAAAUCUGUCAGCCAGAAGACUAGCAAAGCAAAAUCCAGCUUGGCCAUUAUAUCAUUAAAAAUAUGUUUCUGCGUGCAAUCAAAAAGCCAUCAACAAUGAGGAAUGAGAGAUAUAAAUGAUUUUGAAUGAUGAAGUGAACAAAAAAGUGGUUAUAAGAAAACAAAAGCAUAAUCAUUUGUAUCGAAGUGCAAACCAAACUCUAACUCACAACAAGAAAAAAAAAACAAAAUCAAAUGCGAGGGGUCGGGGCGAGCCUUUAACUGUAACGAUUAAACUUAUUGAAUUUAAUAAGAAAGUAAAUUAUACAAAACACACUCCCACACACAUAUACACACACACAUACACACUCGCUUUUACACUAACAAAAAUAAAAGAAAACGAGAGGACACAAUGACACAGGAUCACCGAUUCAUAAUCAAAAAAACCAAAAAAGAAUCAUUUCCACUCUACAAAACACACACACACACACUCAAAACAUUCUAGAAAUGCUUUUUAACGUAAACGAAUAUUGCCAGCAUUUGAAUAUAAGAUAAAGAAAGAGCGCUGGCAGUGCGACGAAUGGCGGACGUAGGUUAUUUAAAGAAAGGAGAGCAUUAACAUAACAUAAGACAAACACUAGCUAUUGUUUCCAAACGGAAAAAGGGCGAAUUUCUUGCACAUUUAGCGUACGAAAGCGGUGGGCAGGUGUCCAAAGUCCGUUUUGUUAAGAUCCUCUUUUCUGUCAGUUUCAGCGCAGGAGACUUAUUAACUUAGUAUGUAACAUUGGGGGUUCGAAGUAUUAAGGGGUGCUUAACGCAACUGAAACGCUAACGAGUAUCAAAGAAUAAUACAACAAAUGUUAAGCAAACAAAACAAAACAAAAAACACUCACUCACACACAGCAAAACACUAAUGAUCGGACGCGUAAGAGAUGAAUCCUAGAAUAGAGGGCAUCGUAGGCAGCAAAAGCUAAUCAAAACACAGGCUUAAAUAUCAAUCAUUUUCAGAGAACCGGUGUGGGUUAAGGCAAAACAAAAAUGCGACAACAGUGAAAAUGAGCAAAAAGAUAGAAAGGGAAGGGAAAGGAUAAAAAAAAUGCAACUUGAGCGCAACAAACAAUUUGAUAAGCUUGGUAAAAACAAAAAACAAAAAAAAAACAAACAAACCAAAAAAACAAACAAAACAAAGGCUGCGCUAUACACAAGCGUAUGCAUCGUGUAAAACACAGGCACACAACCAAAAACAAAAAAAGGGACAAAAGGCGUGGCAAAAUUGCUGUAUCUUAACAAAAGAAAACCAAACAAAAAAAAAAGUUUCUUUAUAGGUUCCCAUUUUUACCGAUUGCUUCAUAAGAAUGCUUUUGUGAUAUUAAAUAAAAACUAAAACAUGCAACAAAAACAAAAAAAACAUAUAAAAGUAAAAAAAGUACACACUCACACACAAAACUAAGUAAAAUGCUUUCGAUGGUGUCGUUUCUGACUAGGCACAGCAAACAAACAUAGUACGACACAGAUAGGAGCGGGGAGCGAAAGCGCGGAUCGGCAGAGAUCAGCAUAUUUUCUCCACCACACUGGUGCAGUGUGUGAGUGUGUGUGUGUGUGAAUCAGGAUCAGGAAUAUUUAGGCUAGGUCAGCGGGUGGCAAGCAAAGCAGCUAAAGGUCCUCCAGCUAAGCCGCUGGAGGUGUGGCUCGGAUCUUCACGCAUUAACGCAUAGCCUAGGCCAGUUUUAAGCCAGAUUAGAAGUCGCUCCUCAGUCUCAACAGUCCACACAAUUCACAAGUAUCUCUUUAUACGUUUGUAAAAAAAAA